GUCGACACAUUCGUCGUGGAAGCCCCGAACAUACAAGAAAUCCAGAAAUUGGCCAUCCACCACGACAACUCAGGGCGAUCUCCGGCCUGGCAUCUCGACGCCGUGGAGGUCACCAAGGGCGCCCCGCCAGGCGCCAAAACCAUUCUGUUCCUCUGCCGCUCGUGGCUGGGCGGAGGCGCCCCUGCGAGAGUGGUGCUCGAGCCCAGCGCCCGCGGAAGGGGAGAUCGCGACGACUACGCCGUGUCGGUGGCCACGAGCGACGUGAAAGGGGCGGGCACGGACGCGGACGUCAGUCUUAACUUGUGUGGAAGCGAGGGAUCGACGGGGUUCCAAAGGCUGUGGGCGGAGCACGACACGUUUGAGAGGGGGAAGGUGGACGAAUUUGAUCUCAAACGCCUCUCCCGGGUCGGCGACAUGAUGUCGCUCACAAUUCGAUCCGACGGGUCUGGGACCGGCGCCGCUUGGCACGUAUCCCACGUGUCGGUUCGGCGAGCCUCGGACGGCGCUAUCGCCUACUUUGCCUUCAAUCGAUGGAUGGGAAAGUCUCAUGGCCUGGAAGCCACUGCGGAGGCGAGCAGCAUGCAUCCAGACAGGCUAAUGCAGGAGUACAGGCUGAUGGUUCACACGUCGGAUCAGAG
Molecule: messenger RNA, 638 nt
Organism: Ostreobium quekettii
Lineage: Eukaryota; Viridiplantae; Chlorophyta; Ulvophyceae; Bryopsidales; Ostreobiaceae
Source: the annotation of a GenBank genome assembly